UUUUAAAGUAACUUUAAUAAAAACCAUAAGAACACCGACCAUCCAUGGCGCCGCCACCGCCACCCGGGCCUCCCGCGCCGUCGUCGCCUCCACCACCGCCACCAUCACAUUCUGCAGCGUCUCCGGCGUCUUCUGCCUCCAAGAGACCUUCCAAAUCCGCUACAAAGGCCCGAAGAACAGCUCGUACGCCUCCCGGUGUCCCACUUCCUACUCCAGACAAGCCUAAGAGCAACCACAGCUCCAGUUUCUCGUCUCCAUUGCCUCCAUGUCCCGAAGAUCCGCCCGCUCCGCCUCCUCCGUCCUGUACACCGCCCAAAUACCGCCCAUUGGAGGAAAACGACGACGAUACGCGCAGUGUAGAGAGCGCAGACGAACCAGCAGAGCCUCAGAGCUUCCCGACGCCGCCACCACCGCCUUCUCCACCUGUUACGAGUCCACUAGGCACACCGCCGCCACCUCCGCCGCCUCCAUUUUCCCCUCCCAACGCUAAGAUCGCUAUAGACUUGUCUGGAGCCCUUGAGAACGCUGUGCAGGCUACUGAACAGACUAAGAUGCCUCCACCGCCCCCUAAAGAGAGGCAGGAGAGUGAAGGAGAAGACGGAGACGACGAACAGGAGGAAACUGGCAGUUCUACGGACCUCACAGCGCUGGCGGACGCCUCGUCGUCGUCGGUUAUUGCGUCUAUGCGAAGUGCAGUAAGAGAACGGGAGAUCAUGGCGACGGAGACAGUGAGGGAAGAGCCGACCAAGAAACCCAGAUUUUAUAUCGGAGAUAUUGACAACUACAGUAUUAUUGACAAGGUUGGAUCGGGUACAUACGGUGAGGUGUUCAAGUGUCAACAUAAAGUGACGAAGGAUAUUGUGGCACUCAAGAAACUGCGACCAGAUGUCGAGAAGAACGGAUUUCCUGUGACUUCUAUCCGCGAGAUGAAGAUCCUCAAGUACCUCAAACACCCAAACAUAUUGGAGCUGAAGGAGAUCGUCUCGUCAAGUGCCCCGCCUAAGGAAGGCAAGAGACCGCCGUUGUAUUUCGCGUUCGAGUACAUGGAACACGAUCUCUCUGGGUUAUUGAACCAUCCACGCGUGAAGUUCACGCGUACACAGAUUCAGUGUUAUAUGCGGCAACUGCUGACGGGAAUCGCGUUCAUGCACCGCAACAAGAUCAUCCAUCGCGAUAUUAAGGCUUCCAACUUGCUGCUGAACAACCAAGGCAUGCUGAAGGUCGGUGAUUUCGGCCUCUCUAGGUUCUGGAACGAAGUGAACGCAAAGGCUGGAAGGUACACCAACAAGGUCGUCACGCUGUGGUACCGACCGCCAGAACUGCUUAUGGGCUCAACGUCCUACGAUUUCUCGGUGGAUGUCUGGUCGAUCGGCUGCAUCUUCGGCGAGCUGCUGUUGGGGAAACCUAUUCUACAGGGCAAGACUGAGAUCGAGCAGCUCCAAUUGAUAUUUGGACUUUGUGGCAUGCCGACGGAGGAAACGUGGCCUGGAUUCUUUAAACUACCGGGAGCCGAGAGCUUCCAAAUGGAUGACAAGUUCGUCUGCCCUUUGCGUGAGAGAUUCAAAAAUUUCCCGCCGCAUGCAGUCGAUUUACUCGAAAAGUUAUUGCAGCUUGACCCUGCCAAGCGCAUCACAGCCGCAGAAGCCAUGGACCACGACUACUUCUGGCGUGUACAAACAUGCAAACCGCGAGAUCUGCCGAAGUUUAGUGUGUCAUCUACGCAUGAAUAUCAAUCCAAGAAGCGUCACCACGAAGAGAUGGCAGCAGCAGCAGCAGCGAACGGAGGCAACGCGAAGAACAGCGACCAGCAUCGGUAUAUGCGUCAACGAGGCGAGCGUAGCGGAUAUCGCGAGAGGAACGACCACUACCGUAGCGGAGGCCACCACAGCCGCUCGGAUCGUAGCAGACCUUACCGCUCUCAUCGCCCCAACAGCGACUACUACGACCGAGAUCGUGACCGCGAUCGUAGCCGUAGUCGGAGUCGAGAGCGUCAUCAAGACCGGGACCGCCGAGACCGAGAACGCGAGCGCUAACGUGACAAGUAGGAAACCAUCAAUAGUGAUCAUUAUACAGCGCACUCGUGCGCAUAAGGGAAGCAAAUUUCCAUUCGACUGCAGCGUGU
Messenger RNA from Phytophthora nicotianae INRA-310, 2122 nucleotides. RefSeq names its product CMGC/CDK/CRK7 protein kinase, variant. The coding region runs from base 45 to 2033 and encodes 662 amino acids. The transcript has 7 exons. Gene Ontology annotation, biological process: positive regulation of transcription elongation by RNA polymerase II; protein phosphorylation. Gene Ontology annotation, cellular component: nucleus; cyclin-dependent protein kinase holoenzyme complex. The record is from RefSeq and is a predicted model, not a curated record. Gene Ontology annotation, molecular function: cyclin-dependent protein serine/threonine kinase activity; RNA polymerase II CTD heptapeptide repeat kinase activity; ATP binding. NCBI's taxonomy places the organism in Eukaryota, Oomycota, Peronosporomycetes, Peronosporales, Peronosporaceae.